AUGUUCGUACCUAAAGCGACCGCUUCUCUGCGCAGUUCGCGAAGGCGUCAGCGAACAAGCUCCGGCGAAUCCAUCAAACAACACAAAGCCAAGAGGCAGCGAUCCGCCCAGGAAAAUGUCGAGUCUGAGUUAGAGAAUGACAGGAUCGAACGCGACUAUGAAUGUGAAUCUGUCGGCCUGGGGGUAUCUGAAUCGGAUAAAGCCAAACCUGAGACUACUGAAAAUACAGGGGCCCAAAAGCAGAUUGCGAUCAGGGGUCCAAAAAAAACUGACAAACGAGAUGACGAUAAUGACAUUGACGGAGCGGUUGUUCUUUCAAGGACAAAUCUCUACACAGUUUCACAAUUGCCUGCCUUGCCAGACCAAAUACGCGAAUCCCAAUCAGGGCAUUUCACAUGCUCCUUCGGGACCGGCCACGGAUAUGCAUUAGUACUGACACAAUCACAUGCUAUCAUCUGGCCCUACUCGAGUUCUGCUUCGUCACCCUCCCCAGCUGAAGUUUUCACCCUAUCAGUGCCUGAGUCCUGCAGAGAUACUACCGCAGAAGCACCUUUCGGGGUCCUUCUAUCGACUGCUACAUCCGGCCCUCCGGGCUUAAUGGUGAUCAUACCUUCCACUGGAAAAAUUGUAUACUGGGAGACUGUGUCGAGUGCCAUAUCAUUAGCACUAUCCAGGCAUAAACAGAAUGGACUGCAGGGUUCUAUCUCAGGCUUGUUGUAUGGGGAGCAUGUCACCGAGGUAGUCAGCGGAGAACCGUCUGGUGUUAUUGCAACGCUUUCAUCAGGAAGAGUGGCUCAGAUAACUGUCAGGAGCUCCCAGGGGAAGCCGACAAUUGCUUCUGAUUUUCUACGGAAUUCGACAAGUGGCAGCAUGGGGUUCCUGGGGGGUAUUAAGAACGCUCUGGCGGGUGGCUUCUGGCGAAAAGAGAUUGCUGCGGCCAGGCCGGGCGUGUCUCGUCAACGCGGUCAGCGUGAUAUCAUAAUUGCUACGGCGAGCGGCCUUGUGGAAGUCUGGGAUACGCACUGGAGCAACGGCAGCAUCUUAAGAAAGCAAUUCGACAUUAGGCAGCACUUAGCCGAGUCUCUUGGUCCAAAUUUGGCGGAUGAAUCUGGUGAUCAUGCCCUCAAGAUUCUCGACUUAGCUUCUGGUGCUGGCAACGACAGUAAUGUUCGCGGAUCACAAGCCCCCGAGACAGGAAAGUGGCCACUUUACUUCGUUGUGGAACUGCCGCAAGGAUCUAGUUCCACAAGCCUAUGGGUAAUUCGAAUGAUCUUAUCUGACGAUGGGCGUGUUUUGUCAACUCGCCUCAUAAACUUGCAUCAUACCCGAUCAAAUGAAUCAAAACUGCGUCUGUUUGUUUCGGAACCCGGCGAUACGGGUUUUGUCGUCAUUGGGCAAUCCAUUAUUGUAUUGUCGUUGGCCCAAUUUGAUGACAGAAUAGCGCCGCAAGACUCACAUCCACUGCCUUCGAUUUUCUGUGAUAGAAUUGAUCUCCGAUCCGGCAUCGAGUAUGAAUUACUGGGCAGCGGUUUCGAGGAGGCAGCCUACCAUAAUCCACUACCUGCAUGUUUUCUAAUGGUUAGAGGUUUUGGUGUUGUCCGCGUCUCAGCUGUGCCUCGCCGGCGCGCUCAAAACGGUACCGACGAAGAACAUGUGACAACGGCCAAACAUAAACUCGAACAGGCCGUAUUUUAUGGAACUAUGGUAAGAAAUCCGUUGAAUUUGGCCAGUAAAGGAGGCUUGGAUUUUCCAGUCGAUGAAUUGGAACAAGCGGCUCUCGAAAUUUGCAGGGAAUUACUGCGGUCAAGUUCCAAAUACAUUCCAUCGUCCGGCAUCCCACUUGAUCAGAAUUUACGAUCACGAGCAAAAGCCCUCGAUGAUCUCGCAUCUUUGCUUACCCAGCGUGGCUUGCCCUUCAAUGGUCUAACUCGAUCGGAACUAAUAUGGGGAGCCGAAAAGCUCGCUGCGCAGAAGGCUAUGUGGAAGAUAGAGGGGGAAUUGAGAAGAAAGAACACUGAUGGGCCAACUUUCUUGUCUCGUGUCAUCGACCAGAUGAGUGAAAAGUUUAAGACGAAGUUCGAUUCACGACAUAGUGAUAGUGAUUAUGUCCGCCAUUGGUUCCUUCACGAUACGUACAGAAUGGAGCAUAUCAUCCCAUGGAUUUUUAAUGCCAUAAAACCCCAGAAAGGCCAAUCAAAGCAAGGACGGAGAAUGGCGGAGCAAAUAUUCCAAGCGAGUGAGUUCUCACUCGCGGUAUUGGAAACAGCUUUCCGGUUUCGAGAUGAGCGUGCUAGUCUUUAUGGCCUGAACGAAGAGUUUUUGGAGGACGGUGUUCUGGUGGCCGGCUACGAGAAUUUACCAGAACCUUGGACGUCCCAUAAUAUGGCCUAUGUUGAAACUGGGCACUUGUUAGAUCUGGAGCUUGGGAGCUGUAUGGCCUGGAUCCAACAAACAAUGUCUAUUGUCGAUGCGCCGCCAAAUGAUGUUGUAGAAGACAUCGCCAAAAACUGCGCUAGGCAACUUCGUGUCCUGAGUCAAAUGCAUGGCGAGCGAAUUCGAUGGCUUUCGUCUCAAGGAGACCCCAAGUCAAUGGACGAGAUUGUCUCGGCUGAGCAGUCACAUGUCAAACAACGCAGAUGGCAAUUAUUCAAGUUAGCCGGUAUUGGGCAGCUUGAUGGUGCCAUAAGUUUGGCGGAGAAAUUUCGAGAUAUGGGUGCACUAGUGGAGCUCAUAAUUGAACUUCAAGACCAAACGAAAUGCCAGCUUUUCUCCGAAACCAGUUCAGAUGGCCCCGAUGCUGUUGUCCUCGACAAGGAAUCUGGUGAACUCGGCAGGAAAAUCUCUCAUUAUUUCGAAAAAUUUGGUGAAUCUUGGGCGAAUGCUUUCUUUUCCCGUCAGAUUUCAAUGGGUCAGUCCGGUGUAUUAUUUGCCAUGAGAAAGUUCCAGCCGUUUAUCACUCGGUUUUUACGCAAGAAUCCGGCUUAUCAACGAUUGAGUUGGAUUAAUGAUGUUGUUGGUGAAAAUGACUACGGCACUGCUGCUGAAUGUUUGACAAACUUGGCCAUUGAACACGAAUCCGACCUCUGGAGUCACCGUGUCGAGCUUUCUUUGGCGAAACUUUCAAGUCUAGCUGCGUUGGAGGAGACAGGUUCAGCCCACGAUUCCAUAAACCAGAGUGACAUCAAGCGCGUUGAAGAUUACGCCGAACUAGACGCCGUUCAAGAAGUCAUUCAUGCACACAUUACGCCGGCAUUGCAAGAUGCCAUUGAUCAAAAAGCUGAAAUAGACCUAGCAGUAGAGCAGUUCGGGAGGCAUAUCGCUGAACAUAGGCCUUCGCUCCAUGAAGUACUUGCUCGCGCGCUUACAAGGGUGGUUGCGCGAGAAGUGGUGGGUAUUGACCAGUUGGUUGAUCUCUUGACGUUACUUGAUACUACUCGGGCUCCUGAUUAUGAGCAAUCCGAGCUUUCUGGGAAAGAGUUUUACUUAGCUCUGCGGGCUAUACGUUUGGGGUGCUGCAGUCAAAGAGAUCAGUCAUAUACUAGCACUUUGCAAAAGCUGGUGUGGAGGAGAUGCAUGAUCAGGGAUAAUUGGGAGGGCAUGGGCACAGUUGCUGCUGAGGGUUUGAGUAAUGAAGCUCAUGACACUGCACUGUUUCACACACUAGUCUUGUGUCUAAAAGAUCGGCAUGAAGAUGACAACUCUCUCUAUGUUCCUAUUUCGCCGGUAGAUGUGAUACUGAGUGAACAGGAGUCACAGAUCCUCUAUUCACAAUUUCGUUCGGAACAGAGAGGCCGGGUUGCUCGCGACUUCGAUAAUGAAAACGAAACAUUCUGUCGAUAUAUGGAAUUGGGGAAUCUUGAAUUCUGGUUCAAGAAUCUAUUUGCGCAGAUAGUUGCUGCAUCCCCUGUUGAUACUGGCAAGCCAGAUGACUGA
Messenger RNA from Aspergillus glaucus CBS 516.65, 3933 nucleotides. Its product is annotated as putative nuclear pore complex subunit Nup133. Gene Ontology annotation, biological process: protein import into nucleus; transcription-dependent tethering of RNA polymerase II gene DNA at nuclear periphery; poly(A)+ mRNA export from nucleus. The record is from RefSeq and is a predicted model, not a curated record. The coding region runs from base 1 to 3933 and encodes 1310 amino acids. Gene Ontology annotation, molecular function: protein binding; structural constituent of nuclear pore. Lineage: Eukaryota; Fungi; Ascomycota; Eurotiomycetes; Eurotiales; Aspergillaceae. Gene Ontology annotation, cellular component: nuclear pore outer ring. The transcript has 4 exons.